AUGGGACUAUUCGAGGAGGAGGAAAAACACAAUGAGCAAGAAUCGAUGGUGUUGUUCGGGGAGAAACACGAGCAAUUGAAUUUGAUAGGAUUGUUCAAAGUGGAGAAGGAACAUGAGAAGCGAGAUUCAACAGUGAUGUCCGAGGAGGAACAUGAUAAGUUGGAUUCGAUGGGGUUGUUUGAGAAGGAGGAGGAACAUAAUGAGAUGUUGGUUUAUUGCAUCAUAAAUGUUAAGACUCUUCUCCAAACCCUAGCCGCUUUCAAUUCCAUGGAUAUAGAGAGUGACGAUCCUACUGAAGAUCACUUCGAUUCCGACCAUCUCGCUGCCUCCCUGCCAUCAGAAAUUAUUAUAGAAAUCCUAAUCAAACUACCCGUCAAAUCCCUCCUCCAAUUUAUGUGUGUCUGCAGAUCCUGGUGUGCUUUGAUCUCUAAUCCUAUAUUUGUCAAGAAGCAUCUGAGAGCUGUAACCGAAGACGAGAAUUAUGAACACCAUAGACUCAUUACGAAAUCCUUUUGUGCUGAUGUAGAAUGGAGUUCUCUCUUAUCUGUUCUGCGUGAAGAAUCUCCUAUUGGAACACAUGCCCUCGAUUAUCCAAUGAAGCACCCAUGCGACUGGGUUGGCUUAAUUGGUUCCUUGAAUGGGUUGGUUUGUAUUUCUAUAGAUCAGUCUUUUAUAUUUUUAUGGAACCCAUCUACAAGGAUAUCAAAGAGGCUUCUUCAUAGUAACACUACACAUCAUCGACGUCAAGAUGUAAGAUAUGGGUUUGGCUAUGAUGAAGGUAGUUCCGAGUAUAAGGUGGUUUAUAUUUACACUGUAUUCAAUUAUCUUGAAUUCUCAUUCGAUACCAACGUUAAGAUUUAUGGGUUAAAGAGUGAUUCAUGGAAGACUGUUGAAAAUUACCCUAAAUGCUAUACUAUGAGUACUAUGGGCGUUUUUGUCAGUGGGUCACUUCACUGGGAUUCAGAUAUCAAAAGCGGGAUUAAUAAUUAUCAUAGUAUCAUCUCUUUAGAUUUGUCGAAAGAAACUUUUUCUGUAAUCUCAUCACCCUGUUCUAGGCAGGAGGGUAAUUUGAAUUUAAAGAUAGGGGUUUUAGGUGGAUGCCUCGCUUUGUUUAGUAACUUUGUUGGGAAAAAAAUUGAUGUAUGGGUGAUGAAGGAGCAUGGAAAAAUAGAGUCUUGGUCUAAAUUGUUUUCAUUACCCACUUUAUAUGUUCCAAUAUUUUGCUUUUGUUCUACACCCUUGUGUAUUUCCAAGAGAAAUGAAGUGUUUUUGGUUAAUGGACCGCAUUUGGUGGUGUAUAAUCUGGAGACUAAAACGGUCAGGCAUUCCCUCAUUGACAAGUUCUACUAUGUCCUAGAAGCGGUCACUUAUUGUGAGAGUCUAGUCACACCUUUUCCUGAAUGA
This is a messenger RNA of Impatiens glandulifera, 1404 nucleotides long. Its product is annotated as F-box/kelch-repeat protein At3g23880-like. Bases 1 to 1404 code for a protein of 467 amino acids. Gene Ontology annotation, molecular function: protein binding. The record is from RefSeq and is a predicted model, not a curated record. The transcript has 2 exons. NCBI's taxonomy places the organism in Eukaryota, Viridiplantae, Streptophyta, Magnoliopsida, Ericales, Balsaminaceae.